AUGGCGGAGCUGUGGCCGAAAUGCUCCGACGGGACGCUGAUGGAGCCGCUUGACAUGCUGCUGUCGCUGUUUCCGCGGCGAGGAGCUGAGAACUGGACAUCAGAGACUUGUUUUGUGAUGGUACCGUCUCCCGUGCCAAAUUUCGUCAAAUCGUCGGGAUUGUACGACAGCCUAGUUGCGUAUUUUUCGUCCAGUCUGGCCGACGAGAUCUUGGAUAGCGUGCGCACGUUGGUGCUUCUUUCUCUCAUGAUCACCGUUGCCAUGGUUUUGUCUUUCUGUGUGUGCAACCGGUUGAGUUCAAAUUUUAGGAAUGUUGCUCCGGCUCAUAAGAAGUGGUACGUCAUUGCCAAGCUGUUCAAGGUGGCUCUUCUAGGAAUUUUAUGCAUCUCGAAGAAAUACUGGGCAGCAGUCUAUCGCACCUAUUACUUCGAUCAGUUCCUUGCGAUUCCUCUCAAACGUACGAUGGCUAUCUAUGCUGUCAGUGAUGUUGUUGCUCUCUGGAUGGUUCCGAAGUUGCCAACAAGCAGAAUCAUACAUCACGUGACCUCGACUGUAUUGUUUUUCCUUGCGUGUGGGAACGAUAUGACCGUUCAAGGAUGGACGGGCAAUCUGGGAGUUGCCAAGAUGAUUGUCGUCUAUGGCAAUUUCAUUACAGUGGCGUAUCUGGUCAAUGCCUAUUUGGCUUUACGAGUUCUCUAUCCGCCAAACUCUCGAAUGAUGAACUUACUGUGUCUGAUGGCUUUCUGUUCAUACGUGCUGUGUUGCACAGGCAACUGGGGGGUCCACCUGAUUUGGUUUCUGCACGGGCUCAAAACACUGUCAUUCAGCGUAGCUGCAUUGCCCUAUCUCGUUGCUGUUCGCUUUCUUGCUAGUGGUGAUAUUGUGCUGCUACAAUGGCUGUGGGAACGAAGUUCGCCUGCAGCCAAAAACCAAAAUAAAGACAAGAAGACAACUACAGAGUGA
This is a messenger RNA of Corticium candelabrum, 963 nucleotides long. RefSeq lists its product as uncharacterized. NCBI's taxonomy places the organism in Eukaryota, Metazoa, Porifera, Homoscleromorpha, Homosclerophorida, Plakinidae. The record is from RefSeq and is a predicted model, not a curated record. The transcript has a single exon. Bases 1 to 963 code for a protein of 320 amino acids.